UUUUGUUUGCCGUGUGGAAAUUAUGCUGAAUUCUGCCAAUUCUCCGAAGCUCAAUUAAGUUAAAAAGAGACAUAAAUCUAUUCAGAUUAUUAAUAAUUGCAGGAAGGUGGUAAAACAGGAAUAAAUAUGUCAAGAGAUAUUACUGUACUGUUACCCAAUGGAAGACGAAUUAAAGUUUACUGUACAGCCGAUACGAAUAUCUUACAGCUUCUAGAAGAUGUGUGUGCAAAACAAGGUUUCCAACCAACCGAUUAUGAUUUGAAACAUCAUAACCACCUAUUAGAUUUAACAACAACUGUAAGGUUUUGUAAUUUACCUAAUAAGGCUGUCCUUGAAAUGGUAGAAGCAGAGAAAAAAAGGGUAGAAUCAAAUGUUACUGUUGGAUUGAUGCUGAAUGAUGGUGAAAGAAUUAUGGGUGAUUUUGCACCGAAUACAUCACUUUAUGAUCUCAUAAUAUCUUUGGCUCCAAAUGAGUUGCCAUCUCUAGAAAAUCCAAGUAUUUCAUAUAUGAGACAAGAAGUAACAGGAAUACCUGCUUUGAAAGAAAAAAGUUUGAGGCAGCUAGGGUUAAUCGCAGGAAGAGCUAUUUUACGAUUGUUAGAUAAAUCUUCUGAUCCUGUCCAAGCAAAUGUAUCAUCAGUAUACCGUUGCGUUCCCGCUGAAAAAACUCAAAAUGUUCCUUUGCCUACUGAUCACAUACCAUGUGAUAGAUUUGAAAAACCUGGUCCUUCAGGUAUCAACAAUAAAGAUACACAAAAGCCAUUUGACCCAGUUAAACUGAUUCAAAAAGAGAAGGAACAAAAACAACAUAAAACAGAUUCUGCUGUCUGUGACGCAGGUUAUAAUUUAGAAAGACCUGAAACUGAUGAUGAAAAAACAAAGAAAAUUUCAACUUAUAAUGAUUCAACUACAAUGUCUCAACCUCGUAAACAUUUUCUGACCCAAGAAAACCUCGAAAGAAGGCUUAGGAUUGAAGAAGAAGUUACCUUUGUGGGAUCACAAAAAGCGAUUGCGUUUACACAGCCAGAUGUGGCUGAAGAUGAAUUGUCCGACCUCCCAGACGAUUUUUAUGAGUUAACUUUAGAGGAAGUCAGAAAGAUCUAUCAUGAGAUACAACAACAACGCAUAGAACUAGAAAACACGCCGAUGCUCACUUCUGCUAAAAGAGAUGAACUCGAACAGCAGGUCAAAGAAUCAUCAGUGCAGAAGUUAAACACUUAUAAAAAUGUAGUGGUCCGAAUACAAUUUCCUGACAACGUGAUACUUCAAGGGGUGUUUACCCCAAACAACACAAUAGAGGACAUACAAAAAUUUGUGAAGGAACACUUGCAUAACCAAGAUAAACCUUUUCAUAUAUUUACAACACCUCUGAAGGAAAGUUUAGAUCCUGCCAUGACAUUAAUAGAAGCAAAGUUUGUACCUUGUGUUCACAUGCACUUCAAAUGGUUAGAAGACAGUGAACAUCCCACAUACCUAAAAGAGGAAAUUUACACCAAGAAAACCUCUAGCAAUGCGGCCAGUAUUCUAGCUUCAAAGUACCGUGCACCAAAUAGAAGAAAACUUGAAGAUUUGCCAGAAGACUCGCAGAAGUCAAAUCCCACUUCGUCAACAUCAAAGCAGAGCAAAGUCCCAAAGUGGUUUAAGAAAUGAAAGCAUAUUAUUGUAUCGCUGCUCUAUAGAUUGUUGUACAGAACUUAGCUAAUAAAUGUAUUCAAAUAAUAGAA
Molecule: messenger RNA, 1724 nt
Organism: Pararge aegeria (speckled wood butterfly)
Lineage: Eukaryota; Metazoa; Arthropoda; Insecta; Lepidoptera; Nymphalidae
Product: tether containing UBX domain for GLUT4
Exons: 8
Coding region: 127-1650 (507 amino acids)
Source: RefSeq, a predicted model, not a curated record